AUGACCAUGCAUGAGAUACAGCAACAGCCGAAGGACAGGUUGAUUCCACGGUACAUCCAGUUUCAAUUUCUCUCAAAUCACAUUGAAAAUGAGCUGUCUAACACUUCUCCGGAUAUGCUGCCAGACGCCCUUCGAUGGCGGAAAAUAUCAUAUCUAGCUAGCCUGGGGUAUCUUGGAAGGUAUCCGGGAUACUUUUUUGACGGGAGUGUGAGGAACGAAGAUUAUUUGAACAAGGUGUUGAACAUGAACAUCAUAUCCCAAGAGGAGGAUCUGUACAGUACAGGCGAUUCACAUUUUGCAGGAAACCAUUCAUUAUUGAGCAGCAGCAAACUGGGCUCUAUUGGCGGCGCCACGGAGAUCAGCAACACCGAUGGCAGCUACUACAUGGAGGGCAACAUAAAUUGGAACUCCAGAAACAACCUCGACGACGAUUGGGUGAUGAACCAUCCUCUCAACGUCAAGGACUUGUCGUUACCUACGAGGAUAGAUAUGCCGAAAACAGAAACCAAGGUCAAUCUAUCUGACGACGAGAAAACUGUCGGCACAGAACUCAUUGAAAACACAAUGUUCAAUCUCUAUCCUCGAGGGAACAACAAGAGCAACUUUGUUACAAUACCUUUGGACUCGUACGUGUCUCCGUUGUUGUGCAUAUACUACUACGAGAUCACGGUCAUCAAAGGCAUUGAGGACGAAUGCGACAUUGUGAUUGGCUAUGUGAAAGAUGAGAUUAAAAACAUAGCUUACACGUCUUCUUCAAUGAUUGAUUUGCGGGGGACGGACGAUCGUGCCGUAGGGUGGUAUGGCAAGAACGGCAUUUUCACGCUAUGGAAUGACAAAAGAAUUGAGAAGUCGGCAUGUCGUUUUGGCAAAGGCGAUGUGGUCGGCAUGGGAUACAACCUAUACAGAGAUGUUUUUUUCAUUACCAAAAAUGGGCUUUUAGUGUCUGAGUUGCCGUCCCUCGGGAAGUUCUUAGACAAGAGCUUUGAAGGACGUAAAAACGUGCGAGGGUUUGUUCCCAGUGUGAGUUUAGGAUCAUGGUGCAAGGUGAGAAUAAACUUGGGCGAUGCGGAGGACAAACAAAAGGGAUUCCGGUUUGAUAUAGAGUCAUACGUGAAGAAAAACAAGUACAAUUUCGUAGAUAAGAUCAAGCUUUCCAAGAUUCCACCGUUCAGCCUUCCCAAUAAAAAGGUGGUCAAAAAUGACCUUGAUUUAACACAUUAUGUCGAUGAGUUGGUUAUCGGAUUCUUGAAGUACGGAGGAUAUUUGGAUACAGUCAAGGAGAUGCAAGAGGAUUUGAAGGCCUUAAAAAGAAAAGAAGACCCAGAAGAUGGAUACAUGGCGGGACUCGGCAAGGCCGACAAUAUGCUUUUGGAGUUGUGUCAUUUGAAGAAGAUGGUAAAAAAAUACGUGAUGGCAGACGAACUCCUCAAGGUGAGAAAUCUGCUGGAGACAAAGUACCCGGGCUUCUUUACGACCUACAGGAAAAUCAACUUCAGGUUGAAAAUCUUGAAGCUGAUUCGGAUGCUCAUUUCGGAGAAGACAGACAUCUUGAAAUGCGUGAAGUUUGCGUCACAACUCAAGAAUCUUUUCAAGGAAGAAGAUUGCCAGUACUACAUCGAUCAAGUUUCGGUCUUGUUUUCACACGAGAACCCGCGGAACUGUCCCGAGUUCCAUCUGUACUACGACGACAACAAGACCAAGAUCAUCCAUGCGAUUAUCAUGGCAAUUAACGAGCAGAACCGUCUUCCGUUCAUCUCCUCUUUGGACUUAGUGAUAUUGCGAACCGACCAGAAUUUGGAAGCGUAUGUGGACAAAGUCCAGAACGGGGACAAAGGCCCCUUGCUCAUCAACAUGCUCGAGGACUACAUCAAAUUUUGA
Molecule: messenger RNA, 1878 nt
Organism: Pichia membranifaciens NRRL Y-2026
Lineage: Eukaryota; Fungi; Ascomycota; Pichiomycetes; Pichiales; Pichiaceae
Exons: 1
Coding region: 1-1878 (625 amino acids)
Molecular function (GO): protein binding
Source: RefSeq, a predicted model, not a curated record